AUGGCAUUAGAAGAGUACGAUUACGUGGUUGAAUAUGUGAAAGGCAAGGACAACGUGGCUGCAGACGCAUUGUCCCGGAUACGCAUUACGUCAGAGGAAUUGAAAGAAAUGAAUGAACAUGUAAUUAACGUGAUGACUAGAGCGCAGAAAAGAAGGAUGGAUGCGGUAUCCCCGGUUGAUAUGGUUUCUACUGACGACAGGUCUCUAGAUAAUUGCGUUGGGGUCCGAACGCAGUACGACUUAGAGCCUGAACCCAGAAGCCCGGGCACCGACGGCGCGAUCGUUGCAGGGGUACUCUCGCCAGCCCUGGAACCCCACGCGCGCUGGUAUCUCCGCGAACUCAUACGCCAUUCCAAGUUCUACCAUCUGUUCUGGCCGAGCCAGCUCAAUAAAACUGGCAUGUACUCAAGCCGAAAUAUAAUGUCGCUGGCAGGACGAAUGGUUCCCAUCGUGCCGUACCGCCAUCCCGUGCCUAAUAUCACCGGCAUCAAAUAUCUGGAUAAAGUCAGGGAUUCGUAAGUUAAAGAACUAAACAUUUUA
This is a messenger RNA of Cydia fagiglandana, 540 nucleotides long. RefSeq lists its product as uncharacterized. The record is from RefSeq and is a predicted model, not a curated record. Lineage: Eukaryota; Metazoa; Arthropoda; Insecta; Lepidoptera; Tortricidae. The transcript is spliced from 4 exons. Bases 1 to 519 code for a protein of 172 amino acids.